Molecule: messenger RNA, 1241 nt
Organism: Petromyzon marinus (sea lamprey)
Lineage: Eukaryota; Metazoa; Chordata; Hyperoartia; Petromyzontiformes; Petromyzontidae
Source: RefSeq, a predicted model, not a curated record
AGGAUGCCUCUGGCAUGGCCCUCAUGGAGAUGAACCUGCUCAGUGGCUUCCUGGGUGAUGACAGAAUCGCCCUAACUGACAACCUCAAGCUCGUGGAGACAUCACCAGGAAAAAUCCACCUCUACUUUGUGAAUCUAAAUGAGAAUACAACUUGUGUAAACAUCACACAGUAUAGAAUUGCACCAGUGGCAAAAACAAUGGAAGCGUUGGUUUCAAUUAGUGACUACUAUGAACCAAGAACAAGAGUGGAGAUGCAGUACAAGUCCCUAACGCUGUCCAGUAUAACUUUGCAGUCCUUCUGUGGUGAAAACUGCACAAUUUUUCAGAGCAAUGUACGUGCUGCUGCUAUAAGCACUACUGCUGCCACCCAGACCACAGUGAAGGCAAGCGCCACUACUGCUGCCACCCAGACCACAGUGAAGGCAAGCGCCACUACUGCUGCCACCCAGACCACAGUGAAGGCAAGCGCCACUACUGCUGCCACCCAGACCACAGUGAAGGCUGGCGGCUCGACUGCUGCCUCACAGACCACAGUUCAAGUUAUCGGGGCUACUACUGCCACACAGAGCACAGUGAAAGCGAGCAACACUACUGCUGCCAUCAAGACCACAGUGAAGGCAAGCGGCACUACAGCUGCCACACAGACCACAGUGAAGCCUAGCGGGGCUACUACUACCACACAGACCACAGUGAUAGCGAGCAACACUACUGCUGCCAUCGAGACCACAGUGAAGGCAAGUGGCAUAUCAAGUUGUGGCAUGAACCCUUUUCCAUGGAUCCUGCUGGCUAGUGCCUUCUGUCUGUCCUGGAUGGGGCUCUAAGGAAUAAUCCUACAUGACUGGGGGCUUUGAAAGCACUGGCUCCCAGCUCUGUUUUAUGUAUCCACUUAACAAUGUCGUGCGUGUGCAUACUCAUAAAACAUCAAACGGUAUAACUGCGAUGAUUCCAUUGUUAAUGUACGUCUAGCCAAAGAUUGCUGUGCAGGAGAUAAGAAUAGCAUUAUUUUGGAACACCAUUAUUGGUGGUGGCUGUCAACUCAUAUUUUACAUUUGACACACUUGGACUGUGCCGCUCGCCGCUCAGGGCUGGCUCCACGGCUCUUGUGCCCCGCCCACUCACAGCUUUGGCUCGUCCAUUCAUGCUGCCCCGCAACACUUAUCCCCCCACUCCUUCUGACACUUGGGCUGCACCCAUUUCAAGCCUUUAUAAACAGUUGCAGUUGGAGGCUUGCCCCCCUUUUC